CAUUGGUAGUGCAUCCUGGACUUCAUCACGUUUUUUUCUCUCUCUGUCUCUGCACAAAUGAAAACUUGAACAGCUCCAUCAUGCUACUGAGAGCGGGGCUGUUCCUCACCCUGUUUCUGUUUACACUCCAAGCCAGUCGAAUCAGAGACCUAGAAGGCCCAGAUUUCUCAGACAUCAGGGAUGUCAAGUACAGGCACUUCUUGGAGGCAUCCGGACAAAUUAAGCACACUACCAACGUCAAGACGAUAGAGGACCUGACCAGGCAUCGGACAAAAAGGUCAACCUUCUUCACCACUGGGGUCAAAGUCUGUCCUCAGGAGAGUAUGAAAGAGGUCAUCACCAGCCAUCGAGCUUACUACAAACUCAGAAUUUGUCAGGAGGCAGUGUGGGAGGCGUUCCGUGUCUUUCUGGACAGGCUACCCAGCUCGGAGGAGUACAAACACUGGGUCCACGCCUGCCAUCACGGCUCUCUCUGUCUGGACGACCUGGCGCGCAACUUCAGCAGCACCCAGGAACACCUAGACAUGGUGGCCAGAAGAGUGCAGGCAGCCACACAGGAGCAAGCUGAACGUGAGAGUGACGAAACAGCUGAGCCAGGAAGGCCUGAAGGAGAGAAAUGCUCAAGGACAUCUUCCCUGCUGAAGAUUCCAAUUGAAUUUGCAGAGUCAUCGGACAGUCCCAACGUGGGUUCUGAAGAGCUUCUGGAACAGGUGGUGGAGUUCAGCGUCACCAUUGUGGACCCUGGUUACAGUGAGCUGCUGAAUGGCCCAGAAACCCCACAGUACCAUGACAUCACACAAGAACUGCAGGAUAAGAUGCUUCAUGUUUUUGACAAACUGCCAGGAUUUAAAGAGAUCCGAGUGCUAGGAUUUCGAUCCGAGGAUCUGUCUGUCCGCUAUGCCGUGGUGUUUGAUGGGGACUCGGACAAUGGCGAUGACGCCAUGGGUGUUCUUGAACCAGGCACAGGGACAGAUGGAUCUUUACUGAAGGACAUGGUUGCCAAGGCUUUGAGUGAAGAGACAUCACUGCUUGCGGACAUCCACUCGCUACGUUUUGAGCUAGAUGUCACCAUUUCUCCAGUGGAAGUCUUAGAUGUGACACCCUUAGAGACCCUUGUCUCAGAAGGUUUUGGAUUGACAGCGGAGACGGAGCCUUCCCUGGAGGAGGGUGUGAGGCCAGCUGGGGGUUUCUUCCCCACGGUGGCAGCGGUGGAGGACAACUCUCUGGAGGCUUUCACGGUCAGACCACAUACCUACGCCUACCUGCCUUUCUUUCCCGAGGAGCCCAUGGAGGAGGUUACUGCCUCACCUGCUGUGGAGGCACUCCCAGCUCCCCCCAUACAGGAACUCACUGAGAAUGGAGUCCUGGAGGAGGAGCCUUCAUCCAUGGAGGCAUCUGAGGAGGUGGCUUCUCCUCUGGAAGUCAUUGUGGUCAUGCCACCUGUCACCACGCUGGCGGCCCUUACAGAGCAGCCCUCCACUGAACUAAUCACAGUGUCUGUGGAGGAGGAGACUGCAUCCCUUGUGACACCUGAGACUGAGGAAGGACCACUAAAUGGCCCUGAGGUGGCUUCAGAGGACAACAUGGAGGAGCUACAAGAGGACGAAGAUCACAAAGAUCAAGUUGUUCCAACAACGGCAUCCAUAGAAGAAGAACCUGAAGAGGUUGAUUUACCAGAAAUCCCUGCACCAGUGGAGGAAGACCCAACCCAACCAGAAUGGGUCCUGCCCCUAGUCACAGAGCUCCUGUCAGCUGGCCCAAUCCCGCCACCUGAAGAUUACCUCACACAGGCCGCGGAAGAGAAAGAACCAAUGGAUUCCAUGGAGGGGACAGAUGAUGCCCUCUUCAUUUCUGAAGCCCCUGAACCUGGAUCAGCCCCCCAUGGAGAUGGAGAUGAGGCCUGGGAGAGGGCGGUGCCCCCCGCCCCCGUGGAGGUGCCCAGGGAUGAGUCGGACCUGCAGGAUGAUGUGGAGCCGAGCGAGCAGGAUGGCACGGAGGCCACGAAUACACUGGAGGAGGACAGCGGGAGUGGGUUCCCAGAGGACGAAGAGCCUUCUGAGUCCACCGCCCCUCCUGCCCUCAGACACAUGAGCACCCCCCUGAUGACCAGCGUGGACAAGAGCAAAGAGUUAGUGGUGUUCUUUAGCUUGAGGGUCACUAACAUGAUGUUUUCUGAUGACCUGUUCAACAAGAGCUCCCCUGAAUACAGAUCAUUGGAGAAUACGUUUCUCGAGCUGACACAAUUCUCUGAGCACAGAGACUCGCCAAAUCCUGGAGCUUCCAGUAAGUCUAGGACUAAGACUCAGAGGACGUUAGCUUCGAUACCGCUACUUCCAUACCUGCAGUCAAACUUAACAGGAUUUAAGCAAUUGGAAAUCCUCAAUUUCAGGAAUGGAAGUGUUGUGGUGAAUAGCAAGAUGAAACUAGACAAGGCGGUUCCAUACAAUGUUACACAAGCCGUGCACUGUGUGCUUGAAGACUUCUGCAGUGCUGCAUCUAAACGCCUGGACAUUGAGAUUGACAGCCGCUCCCUGGAUAUAGAACCUGCUGACCAAGGAGAUCCCUGUAAGUUCUUAGCAUGUAACGAGUUCUCACGGUGCGUGGUAAACAGCUGGACAAUGGAGGCGGAGUGUCUGUGUGACCCAGGCUACAGUACCGUGGACGGCCUACCCUGCCAGAGCACCUGUGAGAUGGAGCCUGCACACUGCUUGAAUGGAGGCCUGUGUGAGAUCAUUCAGGGCCACGGAGCCACCUGCAGAUGCCCCAUGGGUAAAUACUGGCACUAUCAUGGCGAGCGCUGCAACGAGCUCGUGUCCAUGCCGCUAGACCCUUACCUCAUCGUAGCCUGUCUUGUGGGAAGCCUCACCCUCGUUUGUGCCAUCAUAGGCAUCUUGAUAUUCAUUAACAAGAAAUGCAUACAGACCCGAAAGACCGUGACUUUGGUGCACACUCUUGCUCCAUAUGCCUUUGAGAACACAUUGAGAGUGAACCCUGUGUUUGAGAAUGACGAUGGUGUCUUGACUCAAGUAUCCACCUUAGAGUGUGCAUCCAGUUCCUCCCAGCCAUCAGAUCAAAGCAGUUUUCCCUCAAUUGAAAAUUUACAUCUCAGUAUUGAGAUGCCCAGACAGCUCUACACAACAAGACCAGACAAGUUAGUCUCAGAGAUGGUAGACUUACAUCACUGUAUACCACAUAAUGAGACGUGGCUCCCACCAAAUGAAUACCGAACUCGACGCUUGUUGAGAGCUUCAGACAAUGAAUGCUUUGAAGUAACAGUCCUUUGAUUGCACCUUCCUUGCCCUUCCACACAGUGUCUUAGAGAGGCUGGGCAUUGUAGAUCUUAAACUUGAGUUGUUUUGGGGAUAUUUGUCAUCACUUGAACUUCGUUUCAUGGCAGUGGAGUCAUCAUUACCCGUGAUCAUGCAAGUUACAAGUCUCCACACGACUGGGUGUAUUUUACAGGCAGAUGGCUAGAAAUGGAUAUUAUUGUAUAUUUUGGACUAGGAAAUUGUAAAAAUACCAGUUUACCAUGUGAAAAUACCAAUGUAUGCUGGACUAAGAUGUUUUAAAAUACCCAUGUAUUUAUACUGUAUAUCUAUGGUUAGGAUCACGUACUGUACACCCUUGGCAGAGGUUAUUGUUCUUCCUCACAAUGAGGUAUUUAUUUACAAAAUGAUACACAUCGUGGUAUCUGGAUCUUAGACGACUGAACAUUAUGCUGUUUUAAUGUUAAUGUUAUUCUAACCUGUGUUCAGUGUCCCAAAAAGAGAAUGAAUGUAAAAAGCACAAGCUGUUUAUUUUAAUCAUACUAUUGUGUAUAGCAAGAUUCCAGUAAUUGAUUGUAACAUCUAAUGUAUAGUUAAAACAAACAUUACUCUAACAAAAUUACAGCAAAGAAGUCAGUCCUAACUUAUACAACAAUUUACACCAAUCACUUGUCUUUUGAGUGAUUUUCCUAACCAAAACACACUUGGAGG
This is a messenger RNA of Hypomesus transpacificus, 3977 nucleotides long. RefSeq names its product interphotoreceptor matrix proteoglycan 1b (gene impg1b). Gene Ontology annotation, biological process: visual perception. The record is from RefSeq and is a predicted model, not a curated record. NCBI's taxonomy places the organism in Eukaryota, Metazoa, Chordata, Actinopteri, Osmeriformes, Osmeridae. The transcript has 18 exons. Bases 81 to 3284 code for a protein of 1067 amino acids.